AUUUAAAUUAUAUUUAUUUCUGCAGGUUGCACAGGUAAAAGCCAGAAUUUGGAAGAGCAAUGUUCCUUCUGUCGGCAUGCAGUAUCCCAGGCGAGGCGCAGUUUUGAAUAGUUUAAUCCUACUAAAUAUUACCAGGUCAGGGUCAGGAUGUGGUUAAUGCAAAGGAUAAGGCCCCUACCAACACUUUGGCAUCUAAUUUAUCCUGUAUCCAGAACAAAACGGCUUCUACACAAGAAACAUUCCAAAGGUCAAGUACGACACUGAUAUCCAAAAGCUUUUAAUGGAAAAGAUUCUAAAUUUGAAAAUGUUAUUUUUGAAAAAUAAGAAAUAGUUUGAUUGAAAAUGUGACUGCGCAGUCCUCAAUAUAAAGCAACUGACCACUGUGCAUUGCCCCAAUCUGGGUAGAUUGUGAGAUAGACACGGAGUAAAGUACCAUCUACACUCACCCCUCAUACAUUUCAGAUUGGGUACAGUAUAGAUUAAAUUUGGAGUAAAGCAUCCUCUAUACCCACCCAACAAACAUUCCUACAGCGAGCUUUAUUCGAUAUUGAAACCACAGUGAAGCCAGAGAGGAAAUGCUUAGGGUAGUACACGGACAGCUUCAUUUCCGGACUGAUUCAGCAUAGGUUGAACAUAAAGCGAAACUUACUCUACUGUACUCUACCACAGAUGCUGCCAGACCUGCUAAGCUUUUCCAGCAACUUUGUUUUUGUUCCUUACUCUACCGUACUUUGCCCCAUUAAACAUUGCCAGCCUGGGCAUGGUGUGGGUUAGAUACAGAGUGCCCCGUCAAAUACUCCCAAUGCAGAGUGUUGGUAAUAAUUAAAAAAAACAGUCACUGGUAAAAGUAAUACUGGAACAAAAUAAUUCUUGACGCCAUUGCCACAGAUACCAAUAAUACUGGUUUGGGCAUGGUGGAGGAUUUGCUAGGGUAAGCUGAUUUUUCUUUCAAGGGCAAGUUGUAAAAAGAAGGAAGUCUUUCUGCCUUUGAAGCAAUGGGCAGAACUAUAGAGAUGUUCCCUAGAAGGCUGGAAGUGAUUUCCGGUAUAUACGUGUUGACUACGCCCCUCCAAUCGAAGCCAGGCAGUUGAAAUAUCGGAGUCUUUUGAAUUCAUACAGCAAAGGUCAGAGGUGGUUUUCGUCUUCAAAUCCUGCGUAUCGUUGUGAUCCGCCGAGACAUUGAUACUGAAGUAUGUCCUUCCUUGAUUUUUUUACUGAUGAAGAACUCAGGCAGAAGCUUUGCACCUAUAAAACGGACAUUUCCAUUGCAAUCGAUGAACUAUUCCCAUUCCUCCAUGGCCUUCGAGACAAGCUGUUAAUUACCAAUGAAAAAUUCCAAGAGAUUGUAAAAGUACGAAAAGAGAUCAAUAUGGCUGUGUACUCAUUGCUAGAGUGCCUGGAAGAGAGCGAUCCUCCAACCAUUCGCAAGUUUUGGAGUAACUUGUUUCAGGAAUAUAACAUGCAGAAGUAUCCGAAGCUCUAUCACUUGCAGUGCAGCUUGUUUGAAGAACUGAAAGAAGACAGAGCAAAGCAUAGUUGUGGAACCAAACCUAUUGGAGAGGCCGAGUUCUGUAUCAUGGGAAAGAGAGAGCAUCCUGAUGAAGAACGUGCACCUUAUUCAGCCAAAGGAAGAACUGAAAAGUGCAGCAAAGAUCAAAGCCCAGAAUGCAGCAAAGAUCCAUACCGGAAAGAGAAAAGCAUCAAGUCAAAUGUUAGGAGAGUGAAAAAGUCUCGUUCUCCCCCAAACCAAAGGAACUUUGACUCCAAUGAACUGCCUGUCUACUGUGGUGGCAUUACUGGAAUAUUGGACAAGAAAAAGCUAGCAUUUGGAAGUACCACACCAUGUAUAAAGUACAUGAAUAAAUGGUGUACACCACAUCAGUUUGAGGUGAACGGUGGCAAAGGCAGAAGCAAGAAUUGGAAACUCAGUAUUCGUUGCAAAGGCUAUCCACUGUCCAAGCUGUUAGAGCACAAUUACCUAGUGUGUCCAAGUAGCAAGAGGAAGUUUAAAACAGUCCAUGCUAAGUUGCAGAAGCACAAAGUUGAAACUGACAGUGACACCAGCAUUGAAUCUACAUCAUCCGAAAGUGAAUCCAGAUCCGAAGUAGAGAGCUACAUUGGGUUGAUGAAGAAAUCUACCAUCUGCCAUGAAGCUGGAUCAUCAGGUGCAGAGCCUAAGAACACCAAAGAAGAUGAUUUCUCCUCAAACAAGCUCCCAGUUACAUGUGGUUCUAUGAAAGCAAUCUUGUACAAAAACAGGUUUACAACAGGAGUGAAUGGAAAAUGCAUUCGAACAGAGACUAAAUGGUUGACUCCAGCAGAGUUUGAAAGUAUGAGUGGUAUCAGCGAACAUCUUCGAUAUUGGAAGAGAAGCAUCCGCUGUAAAUCAGAGACUCUGGGCCAACUGAUCCAGAAAGGCUACUUGAAACUCCACAAGCUUGACUGUAUUUGUGAUAAGUGCACAUCUCCCGAUUUUGAAUCUCAGGAGAAUGACGAUGAAUGUUCAGUGUGUAAUGAUGGAGGGGAGAUGAUCUGCUGCGAUGAAUGUCCCAGAGCUUUUCACUACCUCUGCCACGUCCCCUCACUCAGUCCAGACUUAAGCUCCAGUGAGAAUUUCAUCUGCACAUUCUGCAAAAUGGACAGACUAUCAUCAAAUAAAACCAGGGCGAUGGUCUCCAGCAGUGAAUUUGAUGUAUAUCAAUCAAACAUGACUCCAGAAUACAUUCUGAAAUGUGAAUAUAUUUUACUCAGAUUGUGUUGUGAACCAGAUGCCCUGGAGUUUGAAAAAAACCCCUGUGAUAUUGUUCCAAAUUACGGUGAUAUAAUUGAAAGCCCGAUGUGGUUCUGCAGGGUGAAGGAGAAGCUGGCCACGAACAAAUAUCACCUCGUGGGUGGUUUUAUCGAUGACAUCAGGCUAAUCUUCCACAAUUGUGCCAGAUUCAACCAGGGAAAUGAACUUGAAGCCAUUGGAAGAAAAUUUAGUGAUGAAUUUGAAGAGGUCAUGGUGCAGAUAUUUGAUAUCAGUAAUAAUUAUCUUAAUAUCCCAUAAGUGGAUAAAUGGGAUCAAAUGAAGAACUACAAUGUGUUAAUGUACCAGAAUCUUAACUGCACUUUUUGAACUCCACGUUUCAAUAUAGAUAUACAUAUAUUUUCUGUAUCUUUUUUAAUAAAAUAGAAAACUGAUGAUUGAAUUCAA
Molecule: messenger RNA, 3196 nt
Organism: Rhincodon typus (whale shark)
Lineage: Eukaryota; Metazoa; Chordata; Chondrichthyes; Orectolobiformes; Rhincodontidae
Product: nuclear body protein SP140-like protein
Exons: 17
Coding region: 1193-3049 (618 amino acids)
Biological process (GO): regulation of transcription by RNA polymerase II; humoral immune response
Cellular component (GO): cytoplasm; nucleus
Molecular function (GO): translation regulator activity; DNA-binding transcription factor activity, RNA polymerase II-specific; DNA binding
Source: RefSeq, a predicted model, not a curated record